This is a messenger RNA of Cuscuta europaea, 1941 nucleotides long. NCBI's taxonomy places the organism in Eukaryota, Viridiplantae, Streptophyta, Magnoliopsida, Solanales, Convolvulaceae. The record is from the annotation of a GenBank genome assembly.
CUUACAAUCCUUCUUCCAAUUAAUACAGUGUCAUUCUUUUGAAUUAAUUCUUGUCCAACCAUGUACGUAUACCAUUUAUCUCUCUUACACGUUUUUAAUUCCUUUUCUUCAUCUUUUUUCUUUUCAUUUUUAUUUCAUAUACCAUGGAUUUGUUACCAAUUUCUCACGAUUGAUUCUACUUAUGCUUUCCUUCCAAUGGAACAUGACUUCUACUUUUUUCUCUUCACUUUGUUGCUUCAGCGGCUGAAGUUCGGCCAAUUUGAAAAUUUAGAAAUGAGAUUCCAAGAACGAAGAGGUGGAUAAAUCGGCUUCCUCCUGUGACUGCCUUUCAAGAUUCGACUAAAAGGUAUAAGUAAAUCUGAAAUUGAUCUUCAAGUAAUUCCAACAAUAGAGGCUAGCUGGAGCAUUCGAAGGUGGUUAUCAAUGAGGAGGAGAAAUGGAAGUUAAAAUGGGAAAACUUAUUUGUCCAAAAAAUGAAAAAAAAAAUGAAUCUGUGAUAGGUUGUUGUAGCAUUCGCCACAGAUGGCUGAGCUUCCGCAAAUGGCAAGUUUGUAAGGGUAAAACAAAGGUGCUUGGUGUCGUACAGGGGUAGAAGUCGGAAAUAUUUUCUUUCACGGUAUACCUUAAUCUGUGUGCCCAACCUCUAUGAUGCAACUAAUUCCGAACGGAGGGAGUAUUAAACAGGAUGGUGACAAGCGCAUUGAUGACUAUACCUCAAUUAUUUUGGUUUAUGUCAUCCCUGAUUCAUACAGUGAUGUCAAAUCUACCAUCAAGUACGGUGGAGAUGAGGUCACCUUGGAUAUUGUGGUUAAUGUCUUAAAGAGUAAAGAACUUGAUUCGAAACAAAAUAUGGGUCAUGACAAUCAGUCUUGGGAUUCUGGUGAGGCCUUGUCUGUGAGGGGUAGGUCUAAGAGUAGGUCCAAAAACCCCAAGAAGGAAAAGAAAGAUAGAUAUAUCGGUGGGCGUAGCUCAACUGGUAGCGAGAGAGUGCUACAAGGGUUAAGUCCUGCGUUCGAUUCCCGGCAACUGCGAUGAAUGGUUACUAUGCUAAAAUGCAUAGAGCCUCUGCAAGUACCGGUGACAGAGCCCCACUCUCUAUCUGUCAGAUUGGGAUUAGAGUCUAAUUUACAUCCUCCCAACGUACCGUCCGGUCAGGGUUGGGGGACCCUCAGGGAUGGGGUGUCAUCCUUUUGGAAAAGAAAGAUAGGACUAGUCUGAAACCUGAUAAGAAGAGAAGUAAGUCUAAGAAGAGGGUCUGUUACAAUUGUGGGAAACCUAACCAUUUCAUUGAGGAUUGCCCUAGUCCCAAGAAAUAUGCAAGUUCAACAUUAAGUGUUUAUUUAAAUUUAAUUUGUUUAUUUUGUUUAUUUGAAAUAAUAUAAAAAUUUCCAACAAUCCCCCACAUAUUUCAAGAAAACAUUUUAAGCCAAAAUAAUUUGAAUAACUGCUGGAUUAACGGGAAUGAGACUUUAAGUCUGGUGUCCGUAGACUAUGAAUCACACCGAGAUGAUUAAGUCUUUAUAAACCGAGGUUUUGGUGAAACAUACAAUUUCUUGAACCAAGAAGCUACUAUGGUAAAUCAGGGUCUUAGUGGUCAUGUCUCACACCCCACAAUUCCUCGCGUUAUCGCCGUUGUGCGUGUUUCGGCCGUGCGCAUGCCUGGUUUUGUUGAAUGCUCUAGAAGUGUCGUCAAUGCUUCAAGGAGGCGGCCCCACCUCACACUCAUAUAGGUGAUCUCAUCAAGUGUGUCCCGCACUUAACACACCACCCAUACGGGCUAUGAUAAUCAUUAAGAGUUUUUACUCAGCCUCACAAGGAAUGCAGUCUAGCCUCACCCUAGAAAUGGACAUUUAAAAUAUGCUAGCAGAACAAACAGAAGACUUGUUAUUACGCAUAUGAACCUGCUUCAUGGGAUCUCCAAUCACACAAGUUGGAUUACCA